This is a messenger RNA of Planococcus citri (citrus mealybug), 784 nucleotides long. RefSeq lists its product as uncharacterized. The coding region runs from base 113 to 682 and encodes 189 amino acids. NCBI's taxonomy places the organism in Eukaryota, Metazoa, Arthropoda, Insecta, Hemiptera, Pseudococcidae. The record is from RefSeq and is a predicted model, not a curated record. The transcript is spliced from 3 exons.
AUCAGAUAUUUGCAUAUAUAAAACAGCACUUCGGAUUCUGACUUCGUUUAGACUUCUUGUGUAAAGUUUGAGACUUACAUUAUACUUCGUGGUUUUCCUUUCGUCGAUCAAAAUGAAAUCAACUUGUAUUAUCGUCGCCUUCGUAGCUUUUGUCGCCAUUGUAAAGGCUGACACUGCUCCUCAAUCAUCUCUCGAUAAAGCUAUCGCCGAAGUUCUGAACAAUAUCGAAGCUGGAUCGAAAAAAUUCCAAGAAGUGACAGGAAUAAAAACCGAAUUUGACAAAGCUAAAGUGCAAGAAUUUUUGAAAAGUGGUUUAGGAGAUAAUAAGAAAAAAAUUGAGGAAUUAUUGAAAAGUUUAGAAGACCAAUCUAAACCAUACAGCGAAGAUCUUAAAAAGAACGUAGAAAAUCUGCAGAAACAAUUCGCUGAAGCUGUAAAGAACCUGAACACCCCCGAAACCCAAGGAAAUGUGAAAAAACUCCAACAAACUUUUGAAGAGGCCUCUAAAAAACUCGUCGUCCAAGUCCAAGAAGUUGCCAAAUCCGCCGGCGUAACCCCACCUCCUGAGCUUAGUAAGAAGUUGCAGGACUUAGCCGAAGAACUUGGUAAAGGUGCCAAAGCAGUCCAAGAAAAGUUACAACAAGCCAUCGCCGAUGCUCAGAAAAAACCUGCUACCUCAUAAUAGAAAUAUGAUCCAGAUUACAAAAUUUUUAUAAACUAAUGUUGUGUAUGAUUUUUUGAACAUGCAAGUCUUACGUAAAUAUAUUUAAUUUUUUUUUCUAAA